AAAGACACCGGUCUCUCGUCUUCGAGCCUUCCAUUUUCUCCUCCUUUGUUUAUAACAACAGGAGCGGCACAAAAAUAGCAAGAGAGCUGCUGAUCUGUGAUCAUGGCUGCUCCCCAAAUUAAAGGCGACAUCACCGAUACUGACCAGGUUUUGGUAGAGGAGAAAGGAACUGCAAGGAUACUGACACUGAACAGACCAAGGCAAUUGAAUGCCCUCACUUCUGAAAUGAUUCUGAAACUCCUGAAGCUUUUCAUUGCUUAUGAAGAGGAUCCUAAAGUCAAGCUACUAAUCGUGAAGGGACAAGGAAGAGCAUUUUGUGCUGGAGGAGAUGUAGCAGCAGUUGCUCGUUCUGUUACUGAAGGUUAUUGGACUAAUGGUGCAAACUUUUUCUGGAAUGAGUUUAUCUUGAACUAUAUAAUUGCAACUUAUAGAAAACCUCAGGUUUCUAUUCUUAAUGGAAUUGUAAUGGGAGGCGGGGCAGGUGUUUCAAUUCAUGGGAAGUUUCGAGUCGCUACAGAGAAAUCGGUGUUUGCUAUGCCUGAAACAGCAUUAGGUUUGUUCCCGGAUAUAGGCGCUUCAUAUUUUCUCUCAAGGCUUCCUGGAUACUUUGGAGAGUAUGUCGGUCUCACGGGUGCAAGGUUAGAUGGGGCUGAAUUGCUUGCUUGUGGACUUGCAACUCACUUUGUUCCCUCAGCGAGAUUAGUUUUGCUGGAGGAAUCCCUUAUUGGUGUGAACAGCUCUGAUGCUUUUACUGUUUGUGGAAUCAUUGAUCAGUUUUCACAACAGAUGCCUGUGAAAGAAAGCAGUGCCUAUAAUAGGUUGGAUACGAUUGACCGAUGCUUCUCUAAAAGAACUGUUGAAGAAAUUUUAUCUGCUCUUGAGCUGGAGGCAGUUCAUGUUCGCGAGGAGUGGAUUUCUGCUGCAAUUGAUUCAUUGAAGAAGGCAUCACCUACCAGUCUUAAAAUUUCUCUCAGAUUGAUCAGAGAAGGUAGGACGCAGCGAAUUGGCCAAUGCCUUAUCAAAGAUUACAGGACGUGUUGCCAUGUUCUACGAAGAGAACUCAGCAAGGAUUUCAUCGAGGGGUGUAGGGCUAUUUUAGUGGAUAAAGACAGAAACCCAAAGUGGAAUCCGGCUAGACUUGACAUGCUAGAUGAUGAUAUGGUGGAUCGAUAUUUUGCCAAGGUUGACGAAGCUUUGUGGGAAGAUUUGAAACUUCCUGAGAGAAGCAACUCUAAAACCCCAUCUAUAUCAAAGCUCUGAACGCAGUUCAGUUUACACAACCUGUAUGGAAAAGAGUUGAGCGGACAAGGUGUCUCCUUGGGGCAUAUAAUCAAUAUUACUACUUUGAUGUAACUCCAAAUAAGCUGAAAGCUCCCGGGUUCUAAUUUGUAAGUUGCUCUUAGAGUGGUACAAUCAAUGUUCUUGAUAAUAAAAGCAAAUAAAAUUAUAUGUUUAUACUUUUUAUGUGAA
Molecule: messenger RNA, 1470 nt
Organism: Asparagus officinalis (garden asparagus)
Lineage: Eukaryota; Viridiplantae; Streptophyta; Magnoliopsida; Asparagales; Asparagaceae
Product: 3-hydroxyisobutyryl-CoA hydrolase 1-like
Exons: 14
Coding region: 103-1260 (385 amino acids)
Biological process (GO): L-valine catabolic process
Molecular function (GO): 3-hydroxyisobutyryl-CoA hydrolase activity
Source: RefSeq, a predicted model, not a curated record